Messenger RNA from Aureobasidium namibiae CBS 147.97, 327 nucleotides. RefSeq lists its product as uncharacterized. NCBI's taxonomy places the organism in Eukaryota, Fungi, Ascomycota, Dothideomycetes, Dothideales, Saccotheciaceae. The transcript has 2 exons. The coding region runs from base 1 to 327 and encodes 108 amino acids. The record is from RefSeq and is a predicted model, not a curated record.
AUGGGCUGGUACUCGCUGCUUCCUACGCACCUGAGCGACAUUGAAGGCUGGAUCUCGAGCAUCUUUAUGCUAUUAGGCCUUGUGACAAUAGGGCCAUGGGCUCUCCUCCUCAUCUACGACUUCGCCUACUACGUCUACCGCUCCUGCGCAUACCAUGUCCCGUUCAUCGGCGGCAAAGCCCAAGGAAAGAGACGACCACGAGCACCGAGCUUGACUCAAAGACCUAGCGGUCGUAAGCGUGACGCUCCGAAUGUGCCCAUACCUCCCUCCACGGCCAUACACCAACACGAACUCGCUCCCGAGAAGCGUUCGUAUGAACAAAGAUAA